UGGACAUGGAUGGCGCUUGCUUGGCACCAACAAAGACCUCCUCCUGGAGGUAAGGUACUCCCAAAGAGACUUGGCCAUGGCAGAGAAGCAGCAACAAGGAUCGAACGUGGAGGAGGGGAGCUCCACGGCUGCGGGGAAGGUCGUCUGCGUCACCGGCGCCUCUGGGUAUAUCGCGUCCUGGAUCGUCAAGCUCCUUCUCGAUCGCGGCUACACCGUCCACGGCACCGUCCGGGACACCGCUGACCCAAAUAAAACAUUGCACCUGCGUGCUCUUGAUGGAGCAAACGAUAGGCUGCAGCUGUUCAAUGCAAACUUGUUAGAAGAAGGCUCUUUCGACGCUGCCAUUGACGGUUGCGAGUGCGUCUUCCAUGCGGCUUCUCCAGUUUUCUUCACUAUCAAGGAUCCCAAGGCUGAGUUACUUGAUUCAGCGGUCAGUGGGACACUUAACGUGCUGCGUUCCUGCAAGAAAGCUUCUGUCAAAAGAGUGGUCAUAACAUCGUCCAUGGCUGCUGUUACCUUUAACGGGAGACCAAGGACCCCUGAUGUAAUUGUUGACGAGACAUGGUUUUCAGUUUCAGAGCUAUGUGAAAAGCACCAGCAAUGGUAUGUCUUGUCCAAGACCCUUGCAGAGGAGGCUGCGUGGAAGUUCUCUAAAGAUAAUGAACUUGAAAUAGUUGUAAUGCACCCAACAAUGGUCAUCGGUCCCCUGCUGCAGCCUACACUGAAUGCUAGUGUUGAAGUAAUCUUAAAUCUAAUCAAUGGAUCAUCUUCUACAUACCCUAAUUUUGCCCAUGGAUGGGUAAAUGUAAAAGAUGUGGCACUGGCACAUAUCCUUGCAUAUGAAGUUCCUUUAGCAGAUGGAAGAUAUUGUAUUGUUGAAAGAGUUGUUCACUACUUGGAGCUUGUCAAGAUCAUAAGCAAGAUGUAUCCGAACAUUUCACUCCCAUACAAGUGUGGAGAUGGCGAGCCACUUUUUCCAACCUACCAAGUAUCGACGGACAAGAUAAGAAGCUUGGGUGUCGAACUGAUUCCUCUCGAGAAAACUAUUAAAGAGACUAUCGAGAGCUUAAAAGAAAAGGGUUUCUUUGCAUUGUGAGUCGAGAUAUCAGUGGAAAUAUACAAAUAAAAUGCUUAUGUUUAUUUGAUGAGGUUUAAAUCCCUGUUAGACCUACUCUCUACUAAUUUAAAUGUUACACUUGUUGUCUA
Molecule: messenger RNA, 1206 nt
Organism: Triticum dicoccoides
Lineage: Eukaryota; Viridiplantae; Streptophyta; Magnoliopsida; Poales; Poaceae
Product: phenylacetaldehyde reductase-like
Exons: 6
Coding region: 77-1096 (339 amino acids)
Molecular function (GO): oxidoreductase activity, acting on the CH-OH group of donors, NAD or NADP as acceptor
Source: RefSeq, a predicted model, not a curated record